Molecule: messenger RNA, 4238 nt
Organism: Salvelinus namaycush (lake trout)
Lineage: Eukaryota; Metazoa; Chordata; Actinopteri; Salmoniformes; Salmonidae
Product: histone-lysine N-methyltransferase PRDM16-like
Exons: 16
Coding region: 109-3963 (1284 amino acids)
Molecular function (GO): histone H3K9 methyltransferase activity; protein binding
Source: RefSeq, a predicted model, not a curated record
GCGCAUGUGCGAAGGUGUCCAACAAACUGACAAUGCUUGUGAGAUGAAGAUAGUGUUGUUGCUGCUUCUGGGCUCACGGAGGACGAGAGGAAUCUACAAGCCGACAAGAUGAGAUCCAAGGCUAGGGCAAGAAAACUGGCCAAAACUGACAUUGAGCCAGUUGACAGCAUGCACGAGACAGAGGCCCACCUCCUGGCAGGAGGGGGUGAGAGUGGGGAGGAGGAGACCGAGGAUAGCAUCAUGUCCCCCAUCUCCGUAGCACCCCUGUCCCCGCACCCCAACAACCACCACCACCAUCCCAGCCACCAUCAUCACCACGAGAUCCCCUUCACGCCCAAGGAAGGCUCGCCCUACGAGGUGCCCGUCUACAUUCCCGGCGACAUUCCCGUCCCCAGCGACCUGGAGCUGCGCGAGUCCUCGGUUCCCGGAGCGGGCCUGGGGAUAUGGGCCAAAACCCGGAUCGGGAUGGGAGAGCACUUUGGACCUCACAGCGCACUGCAGAGUGCCACGGUCAAAGACAGCUCCUUCGGAUGGGAGCAGAUGCUGAAUGACCACGAGGUGAUGUCCUCUCCGGAGAGCUGCAUCAAAAAGGUGGUGGAUGAGAUGGGCAACGUCAAGUUCUGUCUGGACGAAGGCUCAGAGCCCGGUGGGACCUGGCUCAAGUAUGUACGCACUGCCAUCUCCUUUGAGGAGCAGAACAUGGCGGCGUGUCACCUCAGCGGAGACCAGAUUGAUUAUAAAGCUAUUAGGGAUAUUGAAGUGGGGGAAGAGCUAUUGGUGUAUAUGAAGGAAGGAAUUUUCCCCGAGGGAUCGAUGGCACCAAACCUAGAAGACGAACAGAUGUACCGCUGUGAGGACUGUGACGAGCUGUUCACCUCGGCCCUGGAGCUGCAGCGGCACCAGAAGUGCUUUUGUUCCAGUGCCGGGUCCUUGUUCGACACUCUCAGCAACGAGGACUUCAAGCAGGACUGUGACGACAGCAACCACGAGUCUGUCCACGAGUGCAAGGACUGCGAGAAGAUCUUCCCCGACGAGUACAGUCUGGGCCAACACAUGAUUGUGCACACAGAGGAGCGAGAGUACAAGUGUGACCAGUGUCCCAAGGCCUUCAACUGGAAGUCCAACCUCAUCCGCCACCAGAUGUCCCACGACAGCGGCAAGCACUUUGAGUGUGAAAACUGCGAUAAGGUGUUCACGGACCCCAGCAACCUGCAGCGCCACAUCCGCUCGCAGCACAUAGGGGCGCGCACUCACACCUGCCCCGAGUGUGGAAAGACCUUCGCCACCUCCUCGGGCCUCAAGCAGCACAAGCACAUUCACAGUAGUGUCAAGCCCUUCAUCUGCGAGGUGUGCCACAAGUCCUACACGCAGUUCUCCAACCUGUGCCGCCACAAGCGCAUGCACGCCGACUGCCGCACCCAGGUCAAGUGCAAAGACUGUGGCCAGAUGUUCAGCACUACUUCCUCCCUCAACAAGCACCGGCGCUUUUGUGAGGGCAAGAACCAUUACGGCCCUGCCGGGGGCCUGUUUGCUCCCGGCAUCCCCAUGAGCAGCCCCAUCCUGGCCAAGUCCAGGUCCCAUCCCCACCACCAUCAACCGGGACUCAACCACUCAGGUCUGGCCUUCCCUGACUACUUCCCCUCCCGGCCCCAUCUUCACGCCAGCCUAUCCUUCUCCCCCGGGCCGCAUGGUUUUCCCUCGCUCUCCCAUGGCUUCCCGGGUCUCUUCGUCCCCUCGUUCUACCCCCGACCGCACUUACUGCCCCCCAGCCCAUUUCUGAAGAGCCCCCUGGGCAAGAACAGUAACAACGGUGGGAGCCAGGAGGGCAAGCUGCCUCACAGCCCCCUGGACGGGACUCCACUGUCUCUGAUCAGCUCCAUCAACAACAACAACGGAGGAAAUAGUCUCCUCAGCAGUCAGGAGAGGGAGGACAAAGGGAGGCUGGAGCUGGCGUACAGAGAAGUCAAGGCCAAAGCCAAGAUGUCGGAGGUGUCGGACGGCAGCGACCUGGAGGAAGUCAACACCACCAGCGGCACCGACCUGGACACCACCACCGGCACCGCUUCGUGUUCAGAGUUAGACAGCGACACUGAGAGUGAGCGGGAACAACGGGAGCGGAUCAGGAGCACAAAGAGAAGGAAGGAGGCAGGUGUUAGAGGGGUGGUGGGGACAGAUAGGGUGGGUCAGGAUGGGCGGCCGGACAACGUGAGCAGCGGCUCAGUGUCGGCGGUGUCCAGCUCGGUCAACCUGGCUUGCGAGCAACCCUCCUUCCUCUCGGUCGCCUCCCAGCACUCCUUCUUUCCGCAUCCGGACGAGCAGGCGCUGCCCCCCACAGGGGCCACCGCUGCCACCGACUCCAUCAAGGCCAUCGCUUCCAUCGCCGAGAAGUACUUUGGCCCUGUGCUCAUGGGCCUGCAAGAGAAGAAUAUAGGCUCACUGCCCUGCCAUUCCAUGUUCCCUUUCAAGUUCCUACCCAACUUCCCUCACUCCCUCUACCCCUUCAACAAGCAGGCCGGUGCCCUCAACCCCGGCAUGUUCUUCAAGGCUGAGCCCAAGUCGCCUCGUGCGCAACAUCCGCCACCCAACAAGAUGGCUGCCCCUCGCACUGGAGAGCCAUCGCCCUUCGACCUCACCACCAAGCCAAAGAAGGCCAAGUCGAAACUGCCGGCCCCCGCUAAGUCGACCCCAUCCAGCGGUAGCAGCAACACCCCCCUCAUUCUCCCGGGGAAUGAGGAGCAGCCACUGGACCUCAGCAUCGGCAGCCACAGACGGGAUGUGCACAACGGGGUGCUGGCCCCUGAGCAGCCGUCCAGCCACAAGAACCAACGCAAGGAGGAGCACCCCGGCAGCCACCCGCACCAACACACCCAGCACCCCCAGGGCCACCCCCUCCACCAGCCCCUGCUGUCACAGCACCAGCAGCCCCUGGCCCAGCCGCCCCAGCAGCAGCCCUCCCUGCAUUACACCAAGCCCUCGCCCUUCUUCAUGGACCCAAUAUACAGCAGGGUGGAAAAGAGGAAGUUACUGGACCCUGUAGGAGCUUUGAAGGAGAAGUUCCUGAGGGCCAAUUCGCUUCUCUUCCAUCCACAGCUACAGUAUCUUUACCGUGGUACACCUUCUUUACCUCAGAUGUCAGCCAUGGAGAGCAUGACGGAGAAGCUGGAGAGCUUUGGCGCUCUCAAACUGGAUGCCCCGCCCAACUUGCUGCAGCACUCGGCCCGCCCACUCUUCAACUUCCACUCUCCGCCGCCCUCCCUCUCGGACGCCAUCCUCCGCAAAGGCAAGGAGCGCUACACCUGCAGGUACUGUGGGAAGAUCUUCCCCAGGUCAGCUAAUCUUACCAGGCACUUACGGACACACACAGGGGAGCAGCCCUACAGGUGUAAAUACUGUGACCGCUCGUUCAGCAUCUCCUCCAACCUCCAGCGGCACGUACGCAACAUCCACAACAAGGAGAAGCCCUUCAGGUGUCACCUGUGCAACCGCUGUUUCGGCCAGCAGACCAACUUGGACCGCCACCUAAAGAAGCAUGAGCAGGAGAACCUGCCCGUGAGUGAACACUCUGGGAUCCUCUCCAACCUAGGAACCAACAUUUCCUCUCCCAACUCCGAGACAGAUCACCUUUUAGAUGAGAAAGAGGACUCUUACUUCUCGGAAAUCCGCAACUUCAUUUCCAACAGCGAGAUGAACCAGGCAUCCAGCUCCACAGACAAGAGGUCAGAACUUGCGGAGGAGGAGCGUCUGUCGAGCCACGGCCUGUCCAGCUCCCGGGGGCUAGAGGAGGAGGAGGGAGACGAUGAAGAGGAGGAAGAAGGCAGCCUGACGGAGAAAUCUCAGGACGAAGCGCCCGAAUCCCCCUCCCCGAUCAGCAUGGUCACACCGGGGGCGUACGAAGACGAAGAGGAGGAGGAAGCCACACCGUUGGCUAUAAGCUACGAACACACCCGCAGGCUUAUGCAAUGAUGCUGUCUCUGUCGGAGAACAGCCCUUUGCACGCGUCCUCCCAGAACGCACUGGAUGCCUGGCUGAGCAUGGGAAGGGGCCUGUCCGAGACGAGCAGCUUUUACCCACUCUGCCACAUCUAAGAGAGUUAGGAGGAGGGAUGAAGCCUACUGCGGAGGAGAACUCAACAUCACAUAGUCCUGGCCUGAGAAGAGACAGGAUUUGUGGCUCCUGCCCUUCUGUGUGUGUGUGUGUGUGUGUGUGUGUGUGUGUGUGUGUGUGUGUGUGUGUGUGUG